Macadamia integrifolia is the source of this 791-nucleotide messenger RNA. Its product is annotated as probable 6-phosphogluconolactonase 1. The transcript has 3 exons. Gene Ontology annotation, biological process: pentose-phosphate shunt; carbohydrate metabolic process. Bases 6 to 791 code for a protein of 261 amino acids. Gene Ontology annotation, molecular function: 6-phosphogluconolactonase activity. NCBI's taxonomy places the organism in Eukaryota, Viridiplantae, Streptophyta, Magnoliopsida, Proteales, Proteaceae. The record is from RefSeq and is a predicted model, not a curated record.
GUGGUAUGGGGAAGACAGAGGCAGAAGUUAGAGUGUUCCAUGAAACUGAACAACUCUCUAUGGCACUUGCAGAAUAUGUGAUUGAGAACUCUGAUGCUGCAGUCAAGGAAAGAGGAGCAUUUUCCAUUGUUCUUUCUGGGGAAAAUCUCAUUCACCUCAUGGGGACACUAUUAAAGCCUCCCUAUGAAAGAAUGGUGGAUUGGUCCAAGUGGCAUCUGUUUUGGGCUGAUGAGAACAUUCUCCCAAAGAAACACCUCGACAGUUUCCACCGCGAAGACAGAGAAGCUUUCAUUUCGAUGGCUCCUAUAAAAUCGGAGAACAUUUUCGAAGUGAGACUCGGUGUAUCGGCGGAGAAGGCAAUGGAGGAGUACGAGUUUACGAUCAGGCAGGAGGUGAAGAGUCGGACGGUGGAUGUUUCACCAUCAAGCGAUAAUCCGAGAUUCGAUUUGAUCUUGUUGGAGCUAGGAGAGGACGGACACGUAGCUUCGCUGUUCCCAAAUGACCCUGUGUUGAGUGAGGAAUCACAGUGGGUAGCAUGUGUCGACAGAGAAGGAAAGGAAAGCGUCACCCUCACCCUUCCUGUGAUCAACUCGGCAGCCAACGUUGCGAUUGUGGCUACUGGUAGUGACGUGGCUGAGAGCUUAUCUUUGGCACUUGGGGACCCACUCUCUAGUGGGUCUAACCCGGCUCAGAUGGUCUCGCCCAGAGAGGGAAAUCUUGUCUGGUUUGUUGAUGGCAGCGCUGCUGCUCUCCUCCCCGGGAACAACGGUGGGGAAAGCUCUUCCACGUAG